CAGAGUGCGAAGGGAGAGCGGCGAUUGGUUGAGACGCAGCAGCGGCGUCCACUUGCCCGCACCUGCUGCCGCUGCCGCUGUUUUCCCGCGGAGUUUCCCUGCGAGGAAGAGCCAUGGAGAACUCGGGAGGGAGCCCUCCUUCUCCUCCUCCUCCGCAGCCGCCGUCCUCGCUCCUUCCCCGGCUGUGCUGCCCGGAGAAGGGCCCCAACGGCUACGGCUUCCACCUGCACGGCGAGAAGGGGAAAGUGGGCCAGUUCAUCCGGCUGGUGGAGCCCGAGUCCCCCGCCGAGAAGUCCGGGCUGCGAGCCGGCGACCGCUUGGUGGAGGUGAACGGCGAGAACGUGGAGAAGGAGAGCCACCAGCAGGUGGUCAACCGCAUCCGGGGCUCCCCGGGCUCCGUCCGGCUCCUGGUGGUGGACGCCCAGACCGACCAGCGCCUCCAGGAACUGGGGCUCCGGUGCACCGAGGAGCUCCUCCGGGGGAUGCCCCAAGAAGAGCCUCAGCAGCAGGACCAAGAAGAGAAGCAGCAGGAGGAGGAGAAGGGGAAGGAGGCAGAGGAGGCUGAGCCCAAGGAGCCCCAAGCGGAGGAAGCCAACCACGCGGCCCCGCUGAAAGAAUUACGGCCUCGUCUCUGCCAAAUGAAGAAGGGUCCCAAUGGAUAUGGGUUCAACCUCCACAGUGAUAAAACCAAGCCAGGCCAAUACGUCCGGGCCGUGGAUCCUGACUCACCUGCUGAAGCUUCAGGGCUUCAACCUCAAGACCGUAUUAUUGAGGUGAAUGGGGUGUGCAUGGAAGGCAAGCAGCAUGCAGACGUUGUUUCAGCCAUAAGAUCUGGUGGAGACGACACCAAGCUGUUGGUGGUGGAUAGUUUGACAGAUGAAUUUUUCAAGAAAUGCAAAGUAAUCCCUUCUGAAGCGCAUCUGAAAGGUCCUUUGCCAGAGCCAGUUGCCAAUGGUGAUGUGGAAAAGGAGAACAAUAGAGAUGAUCAGCCAGAGCCUGUCCCUGAAAGUCCUUCUAGUCCGGUGCAUGUGUCUACUUCUCCAACUUUAAAGGAACCUCACAAUGAGCUCAAUUCUCAGGAGAAAGAAGAGAAAAGCAGCCCUGCCGUAGAUCCUCUGCUUGACCUGGACAUCCCACUGGCAGUAGCCAAGGAGCGUGCCCAUCAGAAACGCACCAGCAAAAGGGCACCACAGAUGGACUGGAGCAAGAAAAAUGAACUCUUCAGCAACCUCUGAAGCACCCCUACCCCCAUGCAGGGAGAAAAUGCAAGGGCAAUAUCAGAAACACCUGGCCAGAUGCUGUUCCUUGGCUUUCUUCUGUGUCUGCAUUUUCCCCACAGGGGUUCUUCUCGCUCACCCCCACUUUUCCCUCUCUUAGUCAGGGGGAUGGGGAUGCAAGGUCUUGCAUUGCCCUGUGUCCUGUGAAAGAAAACAAAUGGUCUGAUGACUACUCCUGCACAAUUUUGGAGAAGUAAUGAUAUUUUAAGAGAAUGAUGAGACAUUAUUUCUUCACCAUCUGUCAAUUGCUUAAUAGGUUUGCUAUGAGUUUGUGAUGAGACAUAGGGGAUUGGUUGACCUCCCAAGUCUGGAAACGAUAUGGUGGUCUCAUCUUUAUAGGUCCCUUGACGUAGGUUGCUGCUGCUUUUGCCCCAAUUGCUUCUCUAAGGAGAAGUGAGCUUAUCUGUUUUUCACCUCCUCUCCAUCUCCCCCAAAUUCAGCAAGGUUUUUAGUGAGAGCAUAUUUGUCCAAGGGUCCAGCUUAAAGGGCAUUGGUUUUCAGGGUACUUGAACCUUGACACCUAAAAUGAUCAAUCUAUAUAGGCUCUCAGCUGACUCUAUCUCAGAGAAGUUCUACUGGAUGCUGACUGGGCUGUUCAGAAGUAACUAAAAGGAAGUUCUCAGAAAUUCUAAUUUGACUACCAAAUAUCCUUUUGUGAAUGAAUGCCCUGUGUUCUCCUCUCCAUAGGGAACCAUAUCCCUCUGACUGGAGAUUUCUCUACCUAACACUCCAUUCCAUCACUUUUUUUAAAAAAGGUUUUUCUCCCUAGUUUACAAGUGACAAUGAAGUGUUUGUGGGGAACAAUAGGACCCCUAGACUUUAUUGCAUUGCCUUGUGGAUGUUUUGAAGCCUUUGGAGGGUGAGAAGAGGGAGACCCUUGAAACUGGUCUAGUGCAGAGUCUGUGAGACGUGUUUCUGUUUUGGCCAGAAAUGGGGGUGGAGGGGGCUUCAGACCUUACCAUAGCAGCUAAAAGCAGCCAAGAAUAAUAUCCUCUGUUCAAUUUACUUGUGGAGAUGAAUAGAACCAAUCAAGGUUUUCUGUAAUACUGCUAAUUAACAGUUUAUCUAUAAACUGUUUCAUCUUCUGAAUUAUCCCCCCACCCCAUUAUAGCUAUCUUUCUCCUAUGUCUGUGUAUGUCAUGGAAAUCAUUCCUUCUUCUCCGUGAUCCUUUUCUUCCUUGUUUAAUGUUUGUAAUGUCAAUUUCAAGAGAAGAAAAUCUGUGUACUGGAAGGAAAAAAAAACCUACCUUUUUUGUGUGCUGAUUUCAAAUGAUAAAGCUCUGGUGAAGACCAA
This is a messenger RNA of Sceloporus undulatus (fence lizard), 2571 nucleotides long. It is a transcript of the gene NHERF1, whose product is annotated as SLC9A3 regulator 1. The coding region runs from base 114 to 1235 and encodes 373 amino acids. Gene Ontology annotation, biological process: protein localization to plasma membrane. Gene Ontology annotation, molecular function: protein-membrane adaptor activity; signaling receptor binding. The transcript has 6 exons. Lineage: Eukaryota; Metazoa; Chordata; Lepidosauria; Squamata; Phrynosomatidae. Gene Ontology annotation, cellular component: apical plasma membrane. The record is from RefSeq and is a predicted model, not a curated record.